This is a messenger RNA of Cantharellus anzutake, 4491 nucleotides long. RefSeq names its product ras guanine nucleotide exchange factor domain-containing protein. Gene Ontology annotation, molecular function: guanyl-nucleotide exchange factor activity; protein binding. Gene Ontology annotation, cellular component: plasma membrane. The record is from RefSeq and is a predicted model, not a curated record. The transcript is spliced from 12 exons. Gene Ontology annotation, biological process: positive regulation of GTPase activity; Ras protein signal transduction. The coding region runs from base 410 to 4339 and encodes 1309 amino acids. NCBI's taxonomy places the organism in Eukaryota, Fungi, Basidiomycota, Agaricomycetes, Cantharellales, Hydnaceae.
AGGGAUCCGAAGGCGAUAAACACAAAUCCCAUAGGGCAUUACAAGCCUUCUAAUCCCGUACAUAUCCAGGCAGCAGGGUAUGAAGCCUUUGAGUUUUCAGUAUGGGACAAGUAGGAUGUGAUAUGUUCACCAUCAAUUUUCCGUUCUCCUUAGCUUCCUCUUCAUUCCGUGAGCAGAAUUCGCCUCCGCCCCAUUGGCAUCGUCAUUAUCAAUUCUUGCAUAUUCGUAUGAACCAUGCUCCUGGUAUAUAGUAUGCAGCCUCCAAUUGCCAGGUGGAUCAUCAGUGUGCUCCCUGCCCUUCGACGCUCUCUUGGCAUAAAUGCUGGUUGUUAGAUGUACCUGAUCUACGUUCUGCUACACCCGGGAGGAAGUAACAAGCGAGAUAAAAUUCAACAACAACAGAUUCGGAAUGGUUGGAAAUUGCCGGCGUUUGCCGUACAAGCAACAUCGCUUCCUCCGACCCCCCGUGUAUAGGCAUCAGUGGCUUGCUAUGAUGGAGGACGUGCAAGCGGAAGACCUUGAACCAGGAGUUCUAGUCCGUGCCAUGUAUGAUUACCCGGGAGGAGAUCCCUCGGCCCUAGCCUUUAAGAGGGGUGCGAUCAUUGAAGUCUUCACUCAGCUAGACACUGGUUGGUGGGAUGGCGUCUUGGGUGAUGAACGUGGUUGGUUCCCAAGGAAUUACGUUGAAUUGCUCACACAAGAGGAAGCUACGUAUCUGUCAAGCCUCGGGGACCAUGUUGACUCUGGGCAACGGGAACGGGAAGAGGGAAUGCCAACUUCAUUGGUUCCACAAUCUUCACAUAAUUACUUUCAGACUGAUACUCCCACUGAUGGACUGGGGCCAGCAGAUGAUUUUUGGACGCCGCAAGUAAGCGCCAGCGGACAAAUUUUUUACAGAAAUCUGCAGACCGGAGAGGAAGCCCGAGACCUCCCAUCCGAAAACCAUAGCGAAGUCCACGAUGCUGUUGACACGGAACAAGCAACACCCAGAGGAUGGCCCACUUCGUACGAUACGUUAGGGCAUUCUUCCCGCUCCGUGGAUCCGGAGUAUGAAUCAACCCAUUGGGUCAGACGUCUCGCUGAUGAUGGCGUAUCCGUUUAUUGGUAUAAUGUUCAUAAUGGGGAAAUAUCAUGGGCUCAACCGAGCGUGCAAAUCUCUCAGCCCAGAAGCGCUGCCCAGCAUGCCUUUGGCCUCAACGGGGAUGUUGAAGAUGGCUAUCAGGCGCUUCGGCGCGGCUUCACUCAAGAUUUAUUUGGGCUGGGUGACACCGCAGACAAGGUCUUGCGGGGUUCUAGCAUAUACUCAGACGCCUCCGACAUCCAGUCCCUAGCCGAUGCAUCCUUUGACAAUGACCACGUAGACCUUGCCACCGCGACAUUUGGUGUUGGGGAUGUUUUGCCUCAAACUGCUCUCGCUGAGCGUAACACUCGGGAUCUUCAGACCAAACUCGCACCCACAUCGUCCGAGGCUCUGGUGACAUACUCGAAUGCCGCCCGGGAAGCAAUUCGGGAGGUAACUGCAAUUGGUGCUGCGUAUAAUGGACAAGAUUCCUCGCCCACAAACAAUGCUACGCUCGUGAUGGAUCGUGUGACUGAAGUCGUGUUGGCCGUUCGGAACCUUCUCUACAUUUCAGGAACACUUGCAUCACCAUUAUCGAGCCUGAUGCCUCAAACUGUGGAAGCAGCAGAAUCGGUUCGAUCUCCAAUGCUGGAGCUCAAGCCAUUGCAGCGGAAAGUGACUGCAACGCUCUCAAAACUUGUAUUGUCUGCGCGAGCGAACAAGACAAACUCUGCAUGGACACUUUCAGAGGCUGGCCCACGCGUUGAUUAUGAUGCAGCUGAAUUGGAUCGUGCAGUGGUUACAUUUGUGACAGAAGUUCAGCUCCAGACUGCUCAGUCAAGAGUGAAACGUCUUCGUGGGGUGCUGGAAUCUGCCGAAGGGCCUGGAGGCGUUGGUUUGGGCAGUUUUGGUGGGGGUCUGGGGGGGCACUCGAAGGCGCUGGGCUUUGUACCAGCGGAAGAUUCGUCUGAACGUCAGGUUUUAGGGAGGAACUUGUCAUCGGAGUUCAAGGCACUCCGAGCGCGUGUUGCCGGCUCUUUGCUCUGCUUGGACGAAGUUGUUCGUACCUCUCCUUCGGAAGCACAAGCAAACUCUCAGAUCAGGGAGAGGGGGCCUGUUGUUGUCACUGAACUCUCCAGUCUUCUUUCGCUCAUAGAAGAUGUGGACGUUGCUUCAUAUAUUGAUCUAACAGCAUCUCGGCGUGGUGGUUCGAAAUAUGUCACUGCUUCUAAAGAGGCAAGGAUAAUGCUUCGUCAGCUUGAGACGUCUAAGCAAGCGAUGUUUGACGAAGGCAUGCUACUGCUCAUGGUAUGCCAAGAUGUUGAUAUAUCCUCCGAGUUACUUUCCAGCAAAUCCUCUCAAAAAUCUCUUCCUCACAUGGCCAUUCAAAUCAUAUCGUCCAUCCUUGCUCACAUAAACCAGGCCCAAGUGUCGCUGGAAGGCUUAAUAGCCAUUGCGGAGACACAAGCUGAGGCACGCCGAUCAGCUUCCAUGUCACGUCGAGGCAAUCGAGCGAGGGCGCGCGAUACAAUUCCGCCGCGGGCAAAUGGGCACUACUCUGUCCCUAGUCUUGAUAUUGACCCUUCUCUCAUCACAAUUUCUGCCUCAGAUCCGUCGACGUUCAUUGACAAUUUCAUUGGCAUGGAAGAUGCGUUUGGUUCGGGCAAGAGGGCGUUUUCAGACGCAUCCAGCAUGUUGUCGAUGGGUGAUGCGCUGAGUAGGCCAACGCCAGAACUGAAACUAACCGCUGUAGCGGCGUCACAGUCUACUUCUCUUGGCGAAGCUUCAACAAACCCUAACGUGCCUAAUUCAUCAUCUCCCGAACCAUCCGGUAUGAGCACGAGCGCAUCUAACGCUCGACCCGUCACUCCAGACUCAGACGAUGAAUUCGAACGACUAAAAGCAAAGACAACUCCUGUUGCCAAGAAAAACCUUAAGGAAAUCUUGGGUCAAGAUGCUCCUGAUCUAGAGGAGCAACCUUGGUACCUUCGGCCAUCCUACAGGGAAGAAGAUCUCAGACUCAUGCCUGACGGAAGCGUCCGCGGCGGUACCUUGGAGGCCUUGGUAGAAACUCUAACUACCCAUGCUACUCGAGAUAACACAUUCUUUGACACAUUCAUUAUGACUUUCAAGUCGUUCACCAACUUGAAUGAACUGUUUGAUCUCCUCGUUGCUCGUUUUGAAAUUAAACCCCCAGAAGGCAUCACUCCUGAUGAAUAUGAGGAUUGGAGAGUCAAACUACAAGCCAAAGUUCGCAUACGUGCUGUCAACACCAUUAAAGCCAUUCUGUCAGAAGAAGACGUGAUCGGUCCUAAUGAUGUUGCAAUCCUGGCAAGAAUCAGAGAUUUUGCAACAAAAUAUAUCAAAGAGUAUGUUCCAAUGAAGUUACUGAUUAACCUCCUCGACAAUAUUAAUACCAAAGGGCAUGGGGUAACUAAGUUGCCGGUAAGCCAUACGCCGCACGCUGCCCCCGCCCCUGUAGUCCCUCGAGUCAGUGGGAAUCGUAAAUUAAAGCUUUUGGAUAUCGACCCUCUCGAAUUUGCACGUCAACUUACUUUGAAGGAGAGUGAAUUGUUCAUGAAAAUUCGUGCGAUGGAUUGCUUGGCUCGGGCAAAGGACGGUCAGUCUGAUGACGACAGCAUUCGGGCAAUUAUUUCCAUGAGUAACAAGCUUGCUGACUGGGUAAAUGAUGCCGUUUUGUCCAAGGACGAUCCUCGGAAGAGGGCUCUGUUGAUCAAGCACUUCAUUCUGACGGCCGAGCGCUGCCGUUCAUUGAAUAACUUCUCCACAAUGGCUGCCUUGGUUGCUGCCCUCAAUUCACCGCCCAUACGCCGAUUAAAGAGAACAUGGGACGUGGUAUCGAGACGAAAUAUCGCUGUUCUAGAUGACAUUGAGAAAACAAUGCAGCAUGGAAAGAACUUGGCAGAGUACCGUAAUAUGCUGUCCAAAGUGUCGUUGCCGUGCGUCCCUUUCAUCGGCGUAUACCUCACGACCCUCACUUUCAUUCAAGACGGAAUGAAAGACAAGCUGGUCAAAGAAGGUGAUCUUAUCAACUUCGCAAAACGUCUUAAGGCGGCAGCCAUUAUUGCCGAAAUCAAGCGUUACCAGUCUCACCCUUACAGCCUGUCCGUCAUCCCCGUCAUUCGGCAGUUUAUCGAUGACGCUCUCACUCUCGAACAAACAUCUGACUACUUUUGGGAACUCAGCCUGAAGCUCGAACCCCGCGAGCGCGAAGAUGAGAAAAUGGCGAGAUUGCUUCAGGAGUCAGGCUUUUUAUAAAUAACGUGUAUAUUGUGCCAUUAUCGGCCCAUCUCCCCCCUUGGUUACGUCUGUUGCUGGUGGCUUCCAGGCUUGACUAGUGUAUUUCUACGAUGCUUCUUGUAUUUGCACUUUACUUAUGGUUCAUCCGCUGUAUUUACGAAUAUUCCAUA